AUGCCCAGUUCUGGAGAAUCGUCUGAUGAGGAGAGCAAACCUCCCACUGCCGAAGAAGUCGACGAGUUCAUCCGACACAACAAAGUAGACGAACGCGCUGCGCAAGACCUGAGAGAAUGCCCUCCCGAGGUCCAAAAGCGCGUUCUCUGCAGGGGAGAUUUGAAUAGUGCGCGGAACCCCUCUGCUGCCGUGCUCGUUCGGAUUCGUGAUGCGCGCGUCGAAGAGCGGCCGGGCGGGAAAGCGCCCAGACCCAUGGGUUUGCCCAGCAGUGCAGAGGUGAAUGGCUACCUCAAGGCGAAUGGUGUCAAUGAAACUGCCGCUGCGGCCUUGAGAAGCUGUUCUCCAACGGUGAAGCGAGCAGUGCUGUCGAGCGGCGAUGUGAUAGGCGCCUAUGAUCCUUCUGCGGCUCUCAUGGCCAAAAUCAGAGAUGUGAAAGCCGGCGGCAGUGGCAACGUCAGUUUGGCUCCUCCAGGGAUGCCACCGCCGAUGCCAACUGCAGACGAAAUAGAUGCAUUUAUCGACAACAACGACUUAGAUGAAAGUGCCGAAGCGCAGCUCAAGGCGUGUCCACCAUACGUGAUUGCGCUGGUGCUGAGCAAAGGGGACUUGCGGGGCACCCGCAACCCUUCGUCCGCUGUGCUAUCACGCAUUCGGGAUGCCAAGGCCGCACCACCGCCUAUGAUGCCAGCUCCCUUCCCUGGCCAUCCGCCACCCUUUGGCUUUCCGCCACCGGGUGCGCCUUUCGGAUAUCCUCCGCCUCACUUAGCACCGCCGGGCUAUCCGCCGAUGUAUCCUCCACCGGGCCUUCGCCUCAGAUCGACGCCGCGCCGAUUGAUCGGCGGUAGCACUGUACGAGACAAGAAAAACUUCAGCUUGCGUCCAGGUUAUCCUGGACCUCCGGGCUACUAUGCGCCACCUGGCUAUCCAGGCCAAGUGUUUGCCAUAAAUGCGUCCGGACUCAACUUGUUUGGAUCAUGGUCGUCCGGGUUUGAGCCGAGGAGCAUUGGACCAUCGCAGUUGCGCUCUCUUUGCUGCGCUGUGGCCUCCGCCCAGUUGGGGCGGCACAUCUCGGUCGCGCGCGCUGCACGCAAGAAGAGCAAGGGCGGAAAAGGCAAGAGCAAGGGCGGUGCACCGUCCUCGACACCAAUCCCGUCCUCGGGGAGUGCAGCCCCUGAUGCAUAUGAUCAAGAGACACGGGACAUUAUCCUGUCCUUGGACCAUGUGGAGAAGAAGGCUCAGGAUGGAAGUUACAUCUUGAAGGACGUGUGUUUGGGCAUGUACAUGGGUGCCAAGAUCGGCAUCUUGGGGCGGAACGGAGCCGGAAAAAGCACCGUGAUGCGAAUCCUGGCUGGGCAAGACGAUGAGUUUCAAGGGACACUCCACAUGGAUCCUGAGAUCCGAGUUGGAUAUUUGCCUCAGGAGCCCGUUUUGGAAGAGGACACGGUGAUUGAAACCUUAGAGCCCGCGGUGCAAAAUGUCAAAGACAUGGUGAAGAGAUUUGAAGAUGUCAGCAUGCAAAUGGCCGAGCCUGAUGCUGACAUUGACGAGUUAAUGGUGGAGAUGGAAAAGCUUCAAACAAAGAUUGAUGCCAUGAAUGGAUGGCAAAUCGACGAGAAGCUCGAUCAGGCCAUGGAAGCGCUCCGCUGCCCGCCACGCGACGCGAAGAUCGCGACACUGAGUGGCGGCGAGCUGCGCCGUGUGGCCAUUUGUCGGCUGCUUUUGUCCCAACCAGACAUCUUGCUGCUGGACGAACCCACCAACCACCUGGAUGCGCAAAGUGUGGCAUGGCUGGAGCGAUUCCUUGCAGACUUCAAGGGCACUGUGGUUGCCAUCACGCACGACCGCUACUUCCUCGACAAUGUCGCGGGCUGGAUCUUGGAGCUGGACCGGGGCAAAGGCAUUCCGUUUCAAGGCAACUACUCUGGCUGGCUUGAGUUCAAAGCAAACAGGCUGGCAUCCGAAGAGAAACGGAAGGCCACCUUGGAAUCCCAGAUGGCCAAGGAGCUGGAGUUUAUCAAUGCCAAUCGCAGUGGCAGGCAGAAGAAGGGCAAGGCACGUCUGCGAAAAUAUGAAGACUUGGAAGCUGCAGCCGCAUCGUUCAAUCGCAAUUCUGAACUGGAUUCCAUCGUGAUCACUCCCGGGCCUCGCCUGGAUCCAAGAAACGCAGUGGUGCAAGUGAAGCAUGCCUCCAAGGGCUAUGGUACUCGUCUACUCAUUGACGAUGCAAACUUCGAGAUCCCACCUGGCUCGGUUGUCGGCAUCAUUGGCCCCAAUGGUGCUGGCAAAUCCACUCUCUUUAAGAUGAUGAUGGGUACUGAGACGCCUGACGACGGUGAGGUGAUCUUGGGGAAGACUGUGGCUCCCAUGUAUGUGGAGCAGAUGCGAGAGGACUUAGACCCCAAUUCCACCGUCUUCGAAGAACUCACAGACGGACUUGAGUCCUUUGACAUUGGUGGAAGGGAGGUGAACAGCAGGGCUUAUUGCUCCUGGUUCAACUUCAGAGGCUCAAUCCAACAGCGGACUGUCUCCUCCUUGAGUGGUGGUGAGCGAAACCGCCUACAACUGGCCAAGACCCUCAGAAUGGGUGGCAAUCUGCUGAUGCUGGAUGAGCCCUCUAACGAUCUUGAUGUGGAGACGCUGCGGGCACUAGAAACUGCCAUUGAAAACUUUGCGGGCACCGUGCUGUGCAUCAGUCACGACCGCUGGUUUUUAGAUCGCAUUGCCACCCAUAUCAUUGCCUAUGAGGGAGAGUCCUCUGUGAGAUUCUUCGAAGGAGGUUACUCCGACUAUGAGGAGGACCUCCUGGCCAGGACUGGCAGUAAAGAUCCCGUGAAGGUCAGCUACAAGCCCAUGCCAUCCUUUGCUUAA
Durusdinium trenchii is the source of this 2868-nucleotide messenger RNA. The record is from the annotation of a GenBank genome assembly. Lineage: Eukaryota; Dinophyceae; Suessiales; Symbiodiniaceae.